AUGACAACUACUCCCACCUUCACCCUUAAUCAUCCACAGCUCGGCAGUCUAACUGGCCGCCUGAUUGAUGACCAGCAUGCUGAUGGACAAACUGUGACUGAGCCUGUCGUACAUUUCCGUUCCAUUCCCUACGCCACUAUCCCAGCCCGUUUCAGCCAAAGCGUACUCCUUGAUCACAUCCCGGACCACUUCGACGAUCGUCCGCGUGGUGACUUUACAAAUUAUGGUGCCGCGUGUCCGCAGGUGCCACAACCCACGGGUAGAGGUAGCGCAACAGGAGGAUUUGUACCUGGUGAAGAGCCAGUCACCUAUGAUGAGCAAACCUGUCUCAACUUGACCAUCUCUGCAUCUGUGAAGAACGUUGGCAAUGAGAAUGACUCAUCAAUACCCAAAAGACUACUUCCAGUACUAGUAUAUGUGCAUGGCGGUGGUAUGAUUGAAGGAAAGGGCCAUGUCAGCGCCCUUCAUGACACGACAAAGAUGACUGAAUUGGCAGCUCACGAGUCAAUGGAUGUUGUGAUUGUGUCUAUAGGUUACCGGUUAAACUGGCAAGGCUUCAUCGCCUGCCACGACCUACUCGAAGAGGCCAAGGAGAAAGGUGAACCUGCAUUCAAUUAUGGGCUUCGAGACCAACGCAACAGCUUCCUCUGGAUCCACAAAUACAUCGCAGGCUUUGGCGGUGACCCAGCUAAUAUCACGGCCUUUGGUGAGUCAGGUGGUGCUGUCUCACUGUUUAUGCACGCUUGUUCCGACGUGCCACUGUUUAGCCGAGUCAUCCUCCAGAGUGGUUCGCCCAAUGCUAUAGGUAGCUCGACACUUGAUGAGCUUGAUGCAUACUACCAUCGCCUGCUGUCAUAUCUGGGAGUGGCAGGAGAGACUCGUGCAGAGCGUCUCAAAGCGCUCCGUGAGGUACCGGUGUCGCGCUUGAUCGACUUUAUCCGGGACAACAAAAUCACCACGAUGAAGCCCUUCUUUGGCCCAGAGAGUGAAUUCUUCCCUCAGCAGCCCUUCUGGGCCAACCAAGGCGAGAUCUUGUCCAACUGUUCAUGGAUCGACGAGAUCAUGAUUGGCGAUGACUCAUUCGAGGGAGCUAUACUCAGCGUACCGACGAAGGACAUAUUAUCAAACAUGUACAUCGAAAGGGUUUGCAGUAUCCUCGGUGAAGAAUCUGGCCGCCGCGUGCUCGACGCAUACGAUAUUCACGACGGCAUGGAUGAGGGUCUCUUCUGGCAGCACGUGAUGGUUAUAAUGGGAGACCUGAUAUUCUCCGAACCCACACACGCGGCCGCCGUUGCAGUGGCUCGGGGUGGUCGCCAGCGUUUGUAUCGCUGGCAGUUUGGCCUACCGAACCCUUUCCCAGGAUCUGUUUUCUCCUACAACAUGGGGCAUCACUUUGUCGAACUCAUGUACCAGUUUAUGACCCUUGCAGGGCGCUUCCCUCCGCACCGCAAUCAUUUCCUACGACGUCAGGGAGAAGAAAUGGCGCGAAGCUGGAUUCGGUUUGCUAACGGACUCCCGCCAAUGCCUGAUGCGAAGCCAUAUGAUCUAGAAGAAGGAAGUAUUAUGAUUUGCGAUAUGUUACACGGGUGGACAGUACGAACAAGAGCGGAGGAUGAAGCCAUCAGCCAGCAGGAUCCGUGGGGUCCCCGACGGUACCGCCAGUGGGAAAUUUUGAACGAGGAAUUAAAAAGAGCUGGAUGUGCCAAGGAAGAGGCUGGCUCAGAGAAUGAGCGAAUUCAGAUGACGAGAAACAGGCUGAUGGAAUAA
Molecule: messenger RNA, 1767 nt
Organism: Penicillium coprophilum
Lineage: Eukaryota; Fungi; Ascomycota; Eurotiomycetes; Eurotiales; Aspergillaceae
Product: Carboxylesterase type B
Exons: 1
Coding region: 1-1767 (588 amino acids)
Source: RefSeq, a predicted model, not a curated record